This is a messenger RNA of Octodon degus (degu), 4922 nucleotides long. RefSeq names its product Rac/Cdc42 guanine nucleotide exchange factor 6 (gene Arhgef6). Gene Ontology annotation, biological process: intracellular signal transduction. Gene Ontology annotation, molecular function: guanyl-nucleotide exchange factor activity; protein binding. The record is from RefSeq and is a predicted model, not a curated record. Lineage: Eukaryota; Metazoa; Chordata; Mammalia; Rodentia; Octodontidae.
AUUUGUUUUGCAGGUUUAAAAAAAGAAAACCAGCGUCAUCCAGGAUUUUACAUUAAUUUUUAUCUGCUUCCACAUCUCCCUGUGUGAUCUCUGUGGUUUUAAAAUCCCACGUUUCCAGUGCAUUCCACUAUUGUCUAACAAAAGUUGUUUUAAACCUUUGCACUGUAAGCACCAGAGGAGAACUCAUAAAAAGGAAGGCGGCAGCAGAUGCAAUCACGGAUGUGGCUUAGUCCUUGCAGGCCCCAGAGAGCUGUUUGGAGUGUACCAUCCGCAGCAAUGAAUCCAGAAGAGCGAAUCGUGACAUGGCUCAUCUCUCUUGGCGUUUUGGACUCUCCCAAAAAGACCAUCUGCGAUCCGGAGGAGUUCUUGAAGUCCUCGCUGAAAAAUGGGGUCGUGCUCUGCAAACUGAUCAACAGACUUAUGCCUGGCUCAGUGGAAAAGUAUUGUCUGGAGCCCCACACGGAAGCCAGCUGCAUCAGCAACAUCGAUGAGUUCCUGCGAGGAUGUGCACCCCUUCAAGUGGAGGUCUUCGAUCCCGAUGAUCUUUACUCGGGGGUUAAUUUCUCCAAGGUUCUCACUACUCUUUUAGCUGUCAACAAAGCAACAGAAGAUCAGCUAGCAGAAAGACCAUGUGGAUGUUCCUCUUCUCUGAGUGCUCCUAAUAGUUCUCAGACAAGCCCUCAGGGAGUGGUCUCCAGUGCAGCUCCAGGGCCGCAAAAGCAGGCAAAGGCAGUGGAGAUGACGGAAAAUGGAAGUCAUCAGUUGAUAGUGAAGGCAAGAUUCAACUUCAAGCAGACUAAUGAAGAUGAACUAUCAGUCUGUAAAGGGGACAUCAUUUAUGUCACUCGCAUUGAAGAAGGAGGCUGGUGGGAAGGCACACUAAACGGGAGAACAGGCUGGUUCCCCAGUAAUUAUGUCAGAGAGAUCAAAUCCAGUGAGAGACCUCUGUCCCCCAAGGCUGUCAAAGGAUUUGAAGCUGCUCCACUUACCAAGAAUUACUAUACUGUGGUGUUACAGAACAUCUUGGAUACUGAAAAAGAGUAUGCUAAAGAACUUCAAAAUCUUCUUAUAACUUACUUAAGACCACUGCAAUCCAAUAACANUCUGAGUACUGUGGAGUUUACAUCUUUACUGGGAAACUUCGAGGAAAUAUGUACGUUUCAACAGACACUCUGUCAAGCUUUGGAAGAAUGUUCAAAGUUUCCAGAAAAUCAACACAAAGUAGGAGGUUGUCUACUGAAUCUCAUGCCUCAUUUUAAAUCGAUGUAUCUGUCUUACUGUGCAAAUCAUCCUUCGGCUGUAAAUGUGCUCACCCAGCACAGUGAUGAUCUGGAACAGUUUAUGGAAAAUCAAGGUGCAUCCAGCCCAGGUAUCCUCAUUUUAACCACAAGUCUCAGCAAACCAUUCAUGCGACUAGAAAAGUAUGUUACUCUCUUGCAAGAGCUGGAACGGCAUAUGGAGGAGACUCAUCCAGAUCAUCAGGAUAUUCUGAAAGCAAUCGUAGCAUUCAAAUCUCUCAUGGGGCAGUGCCAAGAUCUGAGAAAGAGAAAACAGCUGGAGUUGCAGAUCCUUUCUGAACCUAUUCAGGCCUGGGAAGGGGAGGAUAUUAAGACUUUCGGAAAUGUGAUCUUUAUGUCACAAGUUAUGUUGCAGUACGGAGCGUGUGAGGAAAAAGAGGAACGGUACCUUAUGUUGUUUUCAAAUGCCUUGAUAAUGUUAUCUGCAAGUCCGCGGAUGAGUGGCUUCAUCUAUCAGGGAAAAAUACCAAUAGCAGGAAUGGUGGUGACUAAAUCAGAUGAAAUUGAAGGGAAUGACUGCACAUUUGAAAUCACAGGUAACAUAAUAGAGAGGAUUGUGGUCCAUUGCAAUAACAACCAGGACUUCCAGGAAUGGUUGGAACAGCUGAGCAGGCUGACCAGAGGACCUGCAUCUUGCAGUUCAUUAUCCAAAACAUCAUCAUCAUCAUGCAGUGCUCAUUCCUCUUUUAGCUCUACUGGACAGCCCCGAGGACCCUUGGAGCCUCCUCAAAUUAUAAAACCGUGGAGUUUAAGUUGUCUACGACCUGCACCUCCACUUAGACCAUCAGCAGCACUAGGUUAUAAAGAGAGGAUGUCUUAUAUCUUAAAGGAGUCCAGUAAAAGCCCCAAAACAAUGAAGAAGUUCCUUCAUAAAAGAAAGACUGAGAGAAAGCCAUCAGAAGAGGAAUACGUGAUUAGGAAAAGUACAGCUGCUCUGGAGGAGGAUGCACAGAUUCUUAAGGUGAUUGAAGCCUACUGCACCAGCGCCAAUUUUCAACAAGGUGCUCGGAAAGAUUCCAUUCCACAAGUCUUACUCCCUGAGGAAGAGAAACUCAUCAUUGAAGAAACUAGAAGCAACGGCCAGACAAUCAUUGAGGAAAAGAGCCUUGUCGAUACUGUUUAUGCCUUGAAGGAUGAGGUCAAAGAACUGAAGCAGGAGAAUAAAAGAAUGAAGCAGUGCCUGGAAGAAGAAUUGAAGUCAAGAAGGGACCUGGAAAAGCUGGUGCGAAGGCUGUUGAAGCAAACAGAUGAGUGCAUUCGAGCUGAUUCCAGCAGCAAGACCUCAGUUCUUCCAUAAACACCACUGUGCAGCUGGGCAGAGCGUGCCUUCAGUGGGUCCGGAAUGUCUGGCUGUAUGACUUCAUUUGGUUCUCACUUCUUUGGCUUUUGUUUUGUGUUUGAGUCCAUCUCUUUCUGUGUGUGAAUGUGUAUGUGUGUGUCUAAGCACACAACACAUGUGCAAUUCUUUGGGUAUUGUUUUUUAGUUAUGGGUCAGUUGGCUAUUUUUGCAACAGGGGAAAAAGCAGAAAGUGGUAGUAGUUGUGGCCCCGUAGUCUCCUCCAUUCUAUAAGACAAGGAAAGCUGGUGCAGGCAGAUGACUUCAGCACUCCUCGGAUGGCCUUCAUUUCACAGUGCCUCUGUAGUAGCUGUUGCCAUUGACGACACUUACUGAUCUGGCUGUUGUAUCGCUCAGAGCAGCUAGCCAUGGUGAGGUAGAUAUAGCCCUGACUUUCCCGUGAACACUGGCCUGUACAGAUGCCCUCACUAUUUACUUUACUGAAGUUAAAACUUUCUGAGUUUUGACCAGAGGAAGUGAAAGACUAGCACAUUGCCCAAUGAUCUAGCUGUGCUUCGCUAGUCUGAGACAUGGCCAGGGAGAAUGCUCAGUGGAAUAAAUGCUUGCGUGGCAAGUGCAAGGGCCUGAGUUCAUCCCCUGGUUCCGCCAGAAAAGCAAAAAAAAAAAAGUUGUUGACCUAGUCUGAGACAUGCCACCCUUCAAUCACACUUUUUUCUUACUGCCUUAUAUUGUCUGUAAGAUCAAGCCAACUGUAGUAGUUUCCUUCUAUGCUGGUGUACGUUUUCACUCAGUGGCACGGAAGUUGUGGUCACUCAAGCCAACACGAAACCCAGUGGCAAAUUGCACUGGGCAAUGCUCCUUUGAGCAGCAGAGUUGACCAGCUCUUCCCAGUGCAUGCUAGGUCUUCUUCCCUACUUUUCUGGCUCAUGUGUAAGUUUUCUAUUCUCCAGUGCUUGUAGCCACGCAUACCAAGUGCUGUGUAAAAUGACAUGUAUGUGUUGUGCUUACUUUUUAAAAAAAUGUAGUUAGACUGUGAGUAGUUAACUUUACAUUGCAUAUUCAAACUGUGACCUUUCAUCCAACAAGACAGUCUGCAUUGAGAAGACAGUGUGAGCUAUGAGAAGUUGUAAUAAUCAUUGGCCUGUUUUGAAUAGGACUCUAAGUGUUAUUUGCAGAAACAUGCUGUCAGUCCAGUUUGUAUGACCAGAAUGAAGGGGCUCCACCAGUAGCUCUGCUGGUUACUAAACUGAUUAUUUGGAAAUACUUUAUGCAAGUUGCUUAUUAAAGCAAACCGCAAGUGUGGUGAAUAUCCCAGAAGUUAGAACUGAGAAAGCAGAUCUCAAAGCAAGUCACAGAACAGUGCAGAUCUAACUUCAGCACAACUUCAAGUUGACCCAAGGCUCUGGAACACUCUACUUCCCCUGAAGACAGAGGGCAUUUAACUAGAUUGGGAAGAUCAUUGACAAGAGGCGAAAGGCCAAGAGGCUGAUGGAAGUUGUCCGACAAAUACAUUUGAUAGGUGCCUGUAAAUGUUGGUUUUGCACAUGUUUAGAAACCAAACUUGAAACUUGAGACCUCCAGCUUGCUGAGAGCCCUUUUUCUUUCUGGUACUGAAGGUCUCAGGGUUCCCUAGAUUCAUGGUACAGGGCUGUCGUCUGCGUGGUGAGCAGUAGAAACGGCUGCAUUCUCAGACAGCAGUGGACUCUUCCUGUAGUGCAACUUCAGCCAAUCACACUCAGCCAUUCUUGGAAGCUCACGAGUAACGAUUUCUAGGAACGACUCUUGUUCUGUUUUGAAGUACAGAAAUUUAGCUAUGACAUCUCAUAUCUAAGAAUUAAAAACACCAACAAUAAUUACUUAGAUGUUCACAUCUGCCCUGUCUGUGGUUAGUCAAUGGCUUACAAUCAGUGUGCAUACUAUAGCUGUAGGAAACACUUUUGUGAUUACAAAAUAUUUUAGUUGAUUGCUUACAGUACUGAAAGAACUUUAUUUUAAGGUAAUGUGUACAUAUGCAUGUUUUGGGGACUUGGCCUUCCUGAUGAAAGGCCCUGGGUACUCUGGGUAAUGAAGCUUGUGCGCUUAUACACUAAACAAUAAUAUAAAGGAAAUGAAGCCAUGUUAACCUGAGAGCAGUGUCUUGUAGUUGUGUUGUUUACAAUACUCGACACAUGGAUUCUUGUGACUUUGUAAUUAAGUUGCUGCCCUUAGAGGCCUUUUAGUUUCUUCUCUGUCGUCGCCCUUCUUACACAAACCCAAAUUUUCUAACUUGUUUUUAUUUUCGAACUUUUAAAAUUGACAUUUUCAAUAAAUAAGAAUAAACAGUGCUU